Molecule: messenger RNA, 351 nt
Organism: Penicillium psychrosexuale
Lineage: Eukaryota; Fungi; Ascomycota; Eurotiomycetes; Eurotiales; Aspergillaceae
Exons: 1
Coding region: 1-351 (116 amino acids)
Source: RefSeq, a predicted model, not a curated record
AUGCUUGAAAAAUAUGCAGCAAAGGAAGAAGCAGCAAGGCACCGUUACAAGGAGUACCAUAAUCUCGUCGAUGCAUAUGUGCUCGGUGACAAGUUGCUCGAUGGCAAGUUUCAGAAUUCAAUCAUCGAUGCAAUUCUCGAGAUGUGCUCUACGCCUGAUGCACACGAUGGAAAGAAAUACUAUCCUAGUAUGGCGGUGAUCAAACAUGCAUACAUAGUUACGACCGAGUCUGCCGGAAUUCGCAAACUGUUUGUGGAUUUGUUUGUGAAUACUGCGGCAGCCAAGUGGCUCAGUAGAGAACUUCAGAACUUCCAGCGGAAUUUCUCUAUUCGGUUGCUGAAGGCCUCAUGA